This is a messenger RNA of Microthlaspi erraticum, 300 nucleotides long. The record is from the annotation of a GenBank genome assembly. Lineage: Eukaryota; Viridiplantae; Streptophyta; Magnoliopsida; Brassicales; Brassicaceae.
AUGUCCACGGCGAGAAAUUUUUCGGGCGGCGGAAAUCGAAAGUCGAGCAGGCUUCAGCGGCGCGCUCCACCACCUAUAAAGAUAAACCCUUCCGAGCCGAACUGGAAAGUGGCUAUCCCUCUUCUAUCACCUACAGAGUCGCCGCCGCCGAAGCUACCGGUGGUAAUGAAGAGGGAGGAGCAACGGUGGGGAAAAGAGGCGGAAAAUCCACCGGUUUUCAAGAAGUGGCAGCACCCGGCAGCGCCGUUUUUCUACCAGCCAGAGCCGUCAUCGAACAAGCCGUUUGCAUGGCCAAAUUAG